Phyllostomus discolor (pale spear-nosed bat) is the source of this 2140-nucleotide messenger RNA. It is a transcript of the gene CCNL2, whose product is annotated as cyclin L2. Gene Ontology annotation, cellular component: nucleus. The transcript has 11 exons. Bases 50 to 1624 code for a protein of 524 amino acids. Gene Ontology annotation, biological process: regulation of transcription by RNA polymerase II. Gene Ontology annotation, molecular function: cyclin-dependent protein serine/threonine kinase regulator activity. The record is from RefSeq and is a predicted model, not a curated record. Lineage: Eukaryota; Metazoa; Chordata; Mammalia; Chiroptera; Phyllostomidae.
AGGAGCCGCCCUGCCGGGAAGGAGCCCGAAGAGGAGUCAGCGGCACAAAAUGGCGGCGGCGGCGGCUGCGACGGCCGUGGCCGGAGCCCCGGGGCCAGCGGCCCCCGCAGCAGCCGCCGGGACCCCAGGCUCGGGGAACACGGCUCCGGGGUCGCAAGGGGUGCUGAUUGGGGACCGGCUGUACUCUGGGGUGCUCAUAACCUUGGAGAACUGCCUCCUGCCCGACGACAAGCUCCGCUUCACGCCGUCCAUGUCAAGCGGUCUCGACCCCGACACGGAGACCGACCUCCGCGUGGUGGGAUGUGAGCUCAUCCAGGCAGCCGGCAUCCUGCUCCGUCUGCCGCAGGUGGCUAUGGCUACCGGGCAGGUGUUGUUCCAGCGGUUCUUUUACACCAAGUCCUUUGUGAAGCAUUCCAUGGAGCACGUGUCGAUGGCCUGCGUUCACCUGGCCUCCAAGAUAGAAGAGGCUCCGAGGCGGAUCCGGGACGUCAUGAACGUGUUUCACCGCCUGCGGCAGCUGAGAGAGAAGAAGAAGCCUGCGCCCCUGGUGCUGGAUCAAGAUUACGUGAACUUGAAGAACCAGAUCAUAAAGGCGGAAAGACGGGUCCUCAAGGAGCUGGGCUUCUGCGUCCACGUGAAGCACCCUCACAAGAUAAUCGUUAUGUACCUGCAGGUGUUGGAGUGUGAGCGCAACCAACACCUGGUCCAGACCUCAUGGAACUACAUGAACGACAGCCUCCGCACAGACGUGUUCGUGAGGUUCCAGCCCGAGAGCAUCGCCUGCGCCUGCAUCUACCUUGCCGCCCGCACGCUGGAGAUUCCUCUGCCCAACCGUCCCCACUGGUUUCUUCUGUUCGGGACGAGCGAGGACCAGAUUCAGGAGAUCUGCCUGAAGAUCCUGCAGCUGUACACUCGGAAGAAGGUUGAUCUGACGUACCUGGAAAGUGAAGUGGAAAAGAGAAAGCAUGCCAUCGAAGAGGCCAAGGCGCAAGCCAGGGGCCUGCUGCCGGGCGGCACCCAGGCCCUGGACGGCACCUCGGGGUUCUCGCCUGCCCCCAAGCCUGCGGAGUCUCCCAAAGAAGGUAAAGGGAACAAGGCUUCCCCACUCUCUGCGAAGAGCGCCAAGAGGAAAACGGAGGGUGUGAAGAAAGCCAAGGCCGACAGCCCAGUGAAUGGCUUGCCGAAGGCGCGAGGCAGCGGGAGUCGGAGCGGGAGCCGUGAGCAGAGCUACUCGAGGUCCCCGUCCAGAUCCGCGUCUCCUAAGAGGAGGAAAAGCGACAGUGGCUCAACAUCUGGAGGGUCCAAGUCCCAGAGCCGGUCGCGCAGCCGGAGUGACUCGCCGCCCCGACAGGCACACCGCGGCGCUCCCUACCAGGGCUCCAAGGUGAGGAGCUACCGCAAGUCCAAGGACUGCAAGUACCCCCCGCCGAAGCCGCACGAGUCUCGGAGUCGGAGCUCCUCCCGCUCGCGGAGCCGCUCCCGGGAACGGGCGGACAGUUCCGGGAAGUACAAGAAGAAGAGUCAUUACUACAGAGACCAGCGCCGGGAGCGCUCACGGUCCUACGAGCGAGCGGGUCGUCGCUACGAGCGGGACCCCCCGGGCCACAGCCGGCGUCGGAGGUGAGGCGCGGGGGCCUGGCGGGCUGCCCUUCCACGUGGGCGUGACUGGCCUGUGGCGUGACUUUUUGUAAAUGGUUGUCGACCUCGGACCUUGUGAUGAAUUUGGAGAUGGAAUCAAGAGGUUGGCGCGGUGCCCUUCCGGUCGGCCCGGGCGCGGUGCCCGCCGGUGCCCGCCUCGGCGGCCCUGCAGCAGCAGCCUGCGGGGGGUUAUGCACAUCCCAGCGGUGUGGAUCGGUGCUAACGACGGGCUUUCUUCACUCCCAUACUGAUUCUCAAUCACGUUAAACCGAGAAGAUGAGUUUUAGAACCUUUGCCUAUAUUAGGUUGUACUUAUGUACAUAUUUUGCAGUUUCACAAUGAUAAAAUGGCCUUAAUAGCCCCUUAUUCUCUAUCCACGUUGUAAAUAAACGUGUUUAAUACAAGUUACAGCUAUAUAUGAAAACUCAGAACUUGGAUUCUGUCAGCUUAAAACUUGUGUAGAGAAUUCUGAUUUUUAAAAUGUGACGGUCUUUAGAUCUGU